Monoraphidium neglectum is the source of this 1113-nucleotide messenger RNA. Its product is annotated as 5'-3' exoribonuclease 2. Gene Ontology annotation, cellular component: nucleus. The coding region runs from base 1 to 1113 and encodes 370 amino acids. Lineage: Eukaryota; Viridiplantae; Chlorophyta; Chlorophyceae; Sphaeropleales; Selenastraceae. Gene Ontology annotation, molecular function: 5'-3' RNA exonuclease activity; RNA binding. The transcript is spliced from 11 exons. Gene Ontology annotation, biological process: nuclear-transcribed mRNA catabolic process. The record is from RefSeq and is a predicted model, not a curated record.
AUGGGAGUCCCGGCGUUCUAUCGAUGGCUCAGCGAAAAGUAUCCCAAAAUUAUCGUCGACGUGAAAGAGGAGCUGCCAGAGUGGAUCAAUGGGGUGGAGGUGCCGGUGGAUACGUCCACGCCCAACCCCAAUGGAAUCGAGUUUGACAAUCUGUACUUGGACAUGAACGGCAUCAUCCAUCCCUGCUUCCACCCCGAGGACAGGCCGGCCCCCACCACCGAGCGCGAGGUCUUCCUGAACAUCUUUGACUACAUUGACCGGCUCUUCGCCAUGGUGCGCCCCAGGAAGGUGCUCUACAUGGCCAUCGACGGCGUGGCGCCGCGCGCGAAGAUGAACCAGCAGCGCUCGCGGCGCUUCAGGGCGGCCCAGGAGAUGGAGGAGAAGGAGGCGGAGGAGGAGCGGCUGCGAGAGGAGUUUGCAAGACAGGGCAUCGUGGUCCCCAGGAAGGAGCGCUCAGAGAUCCACGACUCAAACACCAUCACGCCGGGCACGCCCUUCAUGCACCGCCUGAGUGUGGCGCUGCAGUACUACGUCCACACGCGCCUCAACGACGACCCGGGGUGGAGGGACAUCGAGGUGAUCCUGUCUGACAGCAACGUCCCUGGGGAGGGCGAGCACAAGGCCAUGGCGUUUGUGCGAGAGCAGCGGGGGCGGCCCGGGUGGAACCCCAACACGCGGCACUGCAUGUAUGGGCUGGAUGCUGACCUAAUCAUGCUGGCCCUGGCCACGCACGAGCCGCACUUUGCGAUCCUGCGUGAGGUGGUCUUCCAAAAGAACGCGCCGCCUGGCGGGGGCGGGGGCCGCCACGACCCCUCCAAGCCCCUCAUCCCGCUGCCUGGCCAGGAGGCGGAGGAGGAGGAGCAGAAGCCGGAGAUGGUGCGCAAGCCCUUCCAGUUCCUGAUGGUCAACGUGCUGCGCGAGUACCUCGCCCUGGAGUACCGCAUCCCCCGCAUGCCCUUCCCCUUCGAUGCGGAGAGGAUCUACGACGACUUUGUGUUCAUGUGCUUCUUCGUGGGCAACGACUUUUUGCCCCACAUGCCCACCCUGGACAUCAGGGAGGGCGCCAUCGAUCUCAUGAUCAAGGUCUACAAACAGGAGAUCGCGUUCCAAUGA